Molecule: messenger RNA, 955 nt
Organism: Acanthopagrus latus (yellowfin seabream)
Lineage: Eukaryota; Metazoa; Chordata; Actinopteri; Spariformes; Sparidae
Product: ubiquitin thioesterase OTUB2-like
Exons: 5
Coding region: 57-737 (226 amino acids)
Biological process (GO): negative regulation of double-strand break repair; protein K48-linked deubiquitination
Cellular component (GO): nucleus
Molecular function (GO): cysteine-type deubiquitinase activity; ubiquitin binding
Source: RefSeq, a predicted model, not a curated record
UCCCUCGGAGCUGCCGUUCGGUCCCGCGGACAGUAAAGCUGUUUGUUCCUCGACAGAUGGAGGCUGGCUGCCUUGUCUCAGGCUCAGAGGACAUUUCGUCGCUGUUCCCUGAGCAAACGCCGGGUGCCAAAUACAAAGAUCUGAGCAGCCAGUUCUCCUCCGUGAGACAAGUGCGUGGGGAUGGGAACUGCUUCUACAGAGCCCUCUGCUUCGCACACUUGGAGUCGAUCCUGCACAAUGCCAGGGCUUUACAGAGAUUUAAGGAGAAAAUUAUUCAGACCUGCGAAGACUUUUCCUCUGCGGGAUUUGAUGAGAGUUCCUUCAAGCACCACCUCAACAACGUGGUAUAUGUUGUAGAGCAGUGUCAGGCCGGUGAGCAGGAGGAUGUGCUGCUCCGGCUCUUCAAUGAACACCUGACCUCUGACAGUGUGGUGCAGUAUCUCAGGCUGCUCACUUCGGCACACCUUCAAAACCACGCCGACUUCUUCUGCAACUUUGUGGAGGCGCCCAAUCUGCAAGUCUACUGUCAUCAAGAAGUGGAGGCCAUGGCCAUGGAGUGUGACCAUGUGGACAUUUUAGCUUUGUCACAGGCGCUGGACAUUUGCAUUCACAUCGUCUCCAUGGAAGGCGAUGAACAGCUGGCUCACCACAUCAUUCCAGAGGAUGCUGAACCCUCCCUGCACCUCCUCUACAAAACAUCACACUAUAACAUUCUCUACCCGCGACCUCAACACUGACCAGAGAUCCAGUAGGACUCCACUCAGGAAUAUUGACUGAUGAAUAGAUUCCCUGCUGGGCUUUUAAACACUUAAUGAAAACAGAUUUUAUAAAAUCUUGCAGUGUACAGCCAUUCAACAACAUAUGGAAAUACAAUUUUUGCACACUGUGCAAGAAGUAUUUGGAUGAAUUGCAAAGAAUGUAUGUAAAAUCUACAUAAAUCCUUUUUAAACACACA